Messenger RNA from Lathyrus sativus (Indian pea), 324 nucleotides. The record is from the annotation of a GenBank genome assembly. Lineage: Eukaryota; Viridiplantae; Streptophyta; Magnoliopsida; Fabales; Fabaceae.
AUGGUUUCAUUGGGAGGUGUAUAUAGUGUUGCUUAUGUGUUCUUGUUUGGUCUGACUUUGGUUUUGGCUGGUGAUAUAGUUCAUCAUGAUGAUGUUGCUCCAACAAGGCCUGGCUGUGAGAACAACUUUGUUCUGGUCAAAGUUCCAACUUGGAUCGAUGGUGUGGAAAACGAUGAGUAUGUUGGUGUCGGUGCAAGAUUUGGUCCUACAUUAGAAUCAAAAGAAAAACAUGCCACUCAUACCAGAGUUGUCAUGGCUGAUCCUCCCGAUUGUUGUAGCAAGCCUAAGAAUAAGCUCACCAGUGAGAUCAUAUUGGUGCACUGA